Acanthopagrus latus (yellowfin seabream) is the source of this 3120-nucleotide messenger RNA. It is a transcript of the gene rbm25a, whose product is annotated as RNA binding motif protein 25a. Gene Ontology annotation, molecular function: mRNA binding. Lineage: Eukaryota; Metazoa; Chordata; Actinopteri; Spariformes; Sparidae. The coding region runs from base 200 to 2743 and encodes 847 amino acids. The transcript is spliced from 18 exons. Gene Ontology annotation, biological process: mRNA processing; regulation of alternative mRNA splicing, via spliceosome. Gene Ontology annotation, cellular component: spliceosomal complex. The record is from RefSeq and is a predicted model, not a curated record.
UCAUUGCGAAAAGAAUAGCUCCCAAUUAUUUGGAUCCAGACGAGAUCUUGUAGUGACCGGUGACAAUUUUUAACGCUAAUCUUUAGCGUUACGUGUUUGCGUUUCCCGUAUUUAAUGGACUUUUAUUUGGAUAACCCAUAGUUUACUAAACACUGGUUUUUAAUUUAAACUUGUCUGCAGGUUGCCUGUGUAAAUCAGGAUGUCUUACCCUCCUCCGCUUAACCGCCAGCAGAUUGGCAUCCCGCAGUUACCUCCCAGGAUCCCGCCGCCUCAGUUUGGUGCAUUUGGCCCGACUGUUCCGCCAGGUACUCCCAUGAUCCCGGUUCAUAUGGGCGUAGUGACCCCAACACCCACAAUGUUACAGGUACUUGUCCCGACCUCAAUUGCUGUAGCACAGAAGCCGAUGCUUUCAAAGAAGGAGCCUGGCACCAUCAGAGCCAAGGACACAGAUGACAGCGGUGGCCCCACCACCACCGUAUUUGUAGGAAACAUCUCUGAAAAGGCAUCUGACAUGUUAGUCAGGCAGCUUCUAGCGAAAUGUGGUAUUGUUCUAAGCUGGAAAAGGGUCCAAGGUGCCUCUGGGAAACUUCAAGCUUUUGGGUUCUGUGAAUAUAAGGAGCCUGAAUCCACACUGCGAGCCCUCAGACUUCUGCACGAGCUGCUCCUAGGAGAUAAGAAGCUGUUGGUCAAGGUAGAUGCCAAGACCAAGGCCCAGCUAGAUGAGUGGAAGGCCAAGAAGAGAAGUGCCAAUGGGGGAGCCAGUAGUGGGGCAAAUAAUGGAGAGGAAGAUGAGGAGGAGGUUCUUCAUGAAGAAACCCUGCGUCGGGACCAGGUUGUGAAGGGGGCAAUAGAAGUCCUGAUCCGAGAGUAUGCCAGUGAGCUCAACGCUCCCUCGCAGGACGGCGACAGUCAGCCUCGCAACAAGAAGCGGAAAGAGAAGAAAGAGGAGGAGGAUAUCAAUGCCAUGGAGAUGGAGGAUGACAAGAGAGACUUGAUUUCCAGAGAGAUCAGUAAAUUUCGCGACACACACAAGAAGCUGGAGGAGGAAAAAGGAAAGAAGGAAAAGGAGCGGCUGGAGAUCGAGAGGGAAAGGAGAGAGAGGGACAAAGAGCGGGAGCGCGAGAGGGAGCGACGCGACCGCGAGAAGGAGAAGGAAAGGGAGAGAGAGAGGGACAAGGAGCGGGAAAGAGACCGAGACCGCGAUCGUGACCGCGAGAGGGAUCGCGAGCGGGAGAGGACGAAAGAAAGGGAGCGUGAGAGGAGUCGAGAUGUCAGUGAGGAUCGCAGCCGAUCGAGAGAGAGGACUAGAGAAGAUAAAAAACGAGACCGCGAGGAAGAUGAGGAGGACGUGUACGAACGGAGGAGACUUGAGAGGAGGCUCAGAGACAAGGAGGCGGCCUACCAAGAACGGCUGAAAAACUGGGAGAUCCGGGAGAGGAAGAAGUCUCGUGACUACAGCAAAGAAACGGAGAGGGAGGAUGAGAGGCGUCGUGAAAUGAUGAAAGAAGCCAAAAGACUUAAAGAAUUCCUUGAAGAUUACGACGACGACAGAGACGACCCGAAAUACUACAGGGGUAGCGCCUUGCAGAAGCGACUUCGUGACCGGGAAAAGGAGACCGAAUUGGACGAGCGAGACCGGAAGAGGGAGAAGGAGGAACUGGAGGAGAUUAGGCAGAGGCUUCUGGCUGAAGGCCACCCUGAUCCAGAUGCUGAGCUGCAGAGGAUGGAGGAAGAGGCAGAGCGCAGGCGACAGCCUCCUCUGAAACUUGAACCUGAGGACGAGGUGGUCCAGGAGAAGUCCCACAAGGAUCGUGACCGUGAUCGUCACCGUGACCGUGAUCGUGACCGUGAUCGUGAUCUUGACCGUGACCGUGAUCGAGAUCGUGAGAAGAGAGGGUCAGGAAGGCCCGCAGAGCCGAUGCCCCGACCCCCCCAACAGCAUUCGGACGAUGAUGAUGUGGAAGCAGAGGAGGACGACUACCCCGAUGGUGAGGACUCACAAGAGGCCAAGCCACAACUUAAACCCAUCAUGCGACCAAUCACUACUGCUCCCUCGGUGUCCUCCGCCAGUGGGAACGCGACUCCAAACACACCCGGCAACGAAUCUCCCUGCGGCAUCAUCAUUCCAGGCGAGAACACACCUGAGGUCCAACCUCCAGAGGAACACCGUCCCAAGAUCGGUCUCAGUCUCAAACUAGGUGCCACCAACAGUCCCAGUCAGCUCAACGUUGGGAAGCGAAAGAAGCUGGCGACCGUGGAAAGUGUUUUCAACAAGUUCGAUGAUGAAGAGGCUGAUGAGCAGCCUCGCAAAAGGAAACUGGUUCCACUGGACUACGGUGAUGAUGACAAGAGUCUGGGGCUGGAUGGGGCAGAAAUUUCAGGGGCCAAAGGCAGCAUCAACACAGAGGAGAAACGCAAGCACAUAAAGAGCCUUAUUGAGAAGAUCCCCACAGCGAGGCCGGAGCUUUUCUCCUACCCUCUGGACUGGACUAUGGUCGACUCGACUCUGAUGGAUCGCCGCAUCAGACCAUGGAUCAAUAAGAAGAUUAUUGAAUACAUCGGCGAGGAGGAACCCACACUGGUUGAUUUUGUCUGUUCAAAGGUGAUGGCACACAGCACCCCUCAGGGUAUUCUGGAUGAUGUUGCUAUGGUUCUCGAUGAAGAGGCAGAAGUCUUCAUAGUAAAAAUGUGGAGGCUGUUGAUAUAUGAAACUGAGGCAAAGAAGAUCGGACUGGUGAAAUAAAGCCCACACGCCUCUCUGAGUUUGUUCGCUCGCAGUUCUGCUACCUACCGGUUUCUGGACUGUCAACAUGUGUCUAUAAAACCCCUCCAUUCCAUCAGCAAGGAGCUGCUGCCUUGUGUGUGUGUGUGUGUGUGUUUGGAAGGGGAACUCUGAGCUGUGAACAGAAAGGUUUUGCACAAACAUACUGCAUGAUAAAACUUUGGUUGUAUUUUUCUCCUUUGUUGAUGCCUUUGUUGAUACUGUUGCAGUUGCAUUUCACCCAUCUGUUCUCCAAUAUGUUGGACACAUUCUGCUUUGAUUUACUGUUAUCAUGUCAAGGCGCUGCUCCAUUGUGUGAACUAAUAAAUAUGCUUUUUUUUAAAUAUAAAAUAGUGUUU